This is a messenger RNA of Protopolystoma xenopodis, 1863 nucleotides long. The record is from the annotation of a GenBank genome assembly. Lineage: Eukaryota; Metazoa; Platyhelminthes; Monogenea; Polystomatidea; Polystomatidae.
UCCGCAACCUCUUCAUCCGUUUCUAGCUCAAUUGCACCUUCCUCCCUGCCUUCAACUUUGGUUGAGACAGCAUUGACAUCGGACGCCUUGGUCUCUAUCUUUAUUGCUUCAACUGAAUCUGGAUCUACAAUUGGCUUCACCUUGGACCCACAGUCUCACAACGAGACAAAACCUGUCGGGCUGAGUACCGUAGCCAGAGGCAAAUCGUUAUCUUCUUUGGAUAUAUCGAGAGACCCAGAUCGUCUAAAAUUAUCUUCCUUUGGGGCUAACGACUCUCCUCAGGCCUUGUGCCGGCUCAAUAGGCCAUCGGGCUGUGUAAUCUCUACGCCAUCAUGCCACAUAGUUGCUACUAUGAAAGAUUGUCUAGAAAAGCUGGGCGAGACGGAGGAACAAGAAGAAGAAAAAAGAGGGAUAUCCUGUGGCUCUAGGUCUUCUGACUCAUUCAGGCUAUUGAAUCGACCUUUGGAGGAUGAGGAGGAGGUAGUGGAGGAUGGAGAGGAUGAAGGAGGGGAGAGUGUAAUAUUGAAUAAAGGCCGAGUUGAUGGUCUGAAGGCAUCUUCAAACAACGGAAUCGCUCGUUCCCCUGAAGAUUUAGCUUUUAGGCGAUCAUUGUCUUCCCUUGGUGUUGUGAAUGCUUUCAAAUUGGCGGUUGAAAGUGAGCAACUUGCAACAACUGAUUUUAGCCUUAGUGCUGACUUGACUUCUUUAUCAUCAUCAUCCUCAAUCAGCAAUAUUCAUGAUAGUACAGGUUUAGAAGUUUCUCUUCCCUCCUCUCCUACCAUCUUGACUCGGCCUUCACCUCUGAUCCCUGCGCCGCUUGUUCUUACGCUACCUUCUCGGGCUUCCCUACCUGAUACCCCGGGCUCCCUCAUUACUCCAGUUGCUUGUUCCAACGAUCCGAUCGCCUUUCAUCUCUCCACGCCUACAUUCACCCCCACCCCUACAUCAACAUCUACGCACCUACAAACCCACACGCACAUGCAAAUUCCAGGAUUAUGCAACCUCGAUAACCUUUCGGGACUGCCUACCCCCGUAUCAUCGGCCAACACUACCCCCGGAAUGCUACCUUUACUGCUCAGUCCGUUACCCCUCAACACCAUGUCUACUUCCAGCUGCAGUAAUGGGAAUACUAUCGCUUCCAUGGGAGUAAGCACAUCUUGCUUUCUUCCCACUAAUGGUGCUGUAUCUCCUGCUACCUCUAAUAUAUUCUCAUCGUUCACUUGCACUACUCCGAUAACUGCGUGCCUCACGGGAACCGCCUCUACCGUCCCAUUUUCUCUUCUCUCACCCGGUUACUUGACUACGUCGUCUGUGGUCCCUCCUGUAUGCUCUGGUAUUGGUAUUGAUUGCCACAUUGAACCAACCGGCCUAACUGUUUCAAUGGCAAACGAGUCUGCGUCAACUGCGGCUACUGACGGUGGUUUUGGACUUGAACCUGAGCUGACUUCGCUGAUUCCAUUUUGUCCGCCCUCUAGUGUGGCAAUUGAUGCUGCUCAAACGUCUGCGGAGCAACAAAAUUUGCAGCUGUUGCAAAUUCACUCAGACCCCCGAUUGGAUGAGGAGAAUAUAAAUAGUAAGAACUCCAAGCAUCUUCAGGAGCUCCAAGUUGUGAAGCUGAAUUCAAAAAUGGAUAUUCGGGUUGAUGAAGAUGGCGAAGAAGCAAAGAGGAUAGAAGAAGAAGAUGAGGUAGAAGGGGAAGAGGAGUCAUCAACUACCAAAUGUAACUUCUCUGAAUCCACACCGUUGCCAUCAGUCACUGGAUCUUGCACAGCGACAAUCCGAACCAAAGCGCAGUCGGAGAAUUCUCCAAUUCCUUCACAAACUCGGAAAAAGGCCUCAUGGCGCAACCGCUUCUCUCGUUAG